This is a messenger RNA of Hyaloperonospora brassicae, 1569 nucleotides long. Lineage: Eukaryota; Oomycota; Peronosporomycetes; Peronosporales; Peronosporaceae. The record is from the annotation of a GenBank genome assembly.
AUGACGGUGGCUUUGGCCUUCGAGGGCGACGACGGCGCGCGCGCCAUGGAGACGCAGGUGCAGGUCCACGAGAGCGACGGCGUGCGCGCGCGGGACGUCGACGUGUGCGCGUACUUUGACGUUGCGCGCACCGUGGAGCAGAUCCGUCGCGGCGGCUACACGACAGUGGCGCUGCAGUUUCCCGACUCGCUGCUGCCGGACGCCCGAGAGGUUCAGAAGGAGCUAAAGGAGCGCCUGAGUGGCCAAUGGGAGCGCGUGUUUGUGCUCGGGGACACGUCGUACGGCAGCUGCUGCGUGGACGAAGUGGCGGCGCAGCAUCUCGUCGCGGACUGCAUUGUGCACUACGGCCGCUCGUGUCUAAGCACGACGACCAAAAUUCCAGUGAUCUACGUGUUUGGCAACGCGCCGAUCGAAGUCGAUGUCUGCGUGCAACAGUUGAGCGAGCAGAUUGUGGCUGUGGAUACGAAAAAGGUGUUGGUGCUGCUGUAUGAGCCGCGCUAUCACCAUGCAAGUCGUGCUGUCUUCGAAGGACUUGAGACGAAAUGCGGCGAUCGGAAGCUGGUGUUUGGCACCAUGAAGACUUUCUACGACCCGAUGGAGGAGGCACAAAAGGGUGAGACGGUGAGUGACGAUAGCAAUGCUUCGCUGUCAGUGCUCCACAUAGGAGGACAGGAGAUUGUCGUGCACUCAGAGACUACCGAAAUCACUCCGGAAACGUUUGCGCUGCUGUAUAUCGGAGCCGAGUCGGCACAUCUCACUAGUAUUCUGAUGCGACACAGCACUGUGGAUUGCUUCUCGUACAACCCUGAGAUGAUGUCGACUCGCAAGGAGGGCGCAUCUGUCAACCGUGCGCUCAUGAGACGUUUCUUCCUUGUCCAGCAAGCCAAGGAGGCACGAAUUUACGGUAUUUUAAUGGGCACGCUUGGUGUCAACAAGUAUCUCGACGUGGUGCAUGGUCUCCAGAACCUGAUUAAAAAAAGUGGACGUAAGUCUUACCUGUUCGUCGUGGGUAAAGUCAAUGUGCCCAAACUCGCAAACUUCGCCGAGAUCGACGCUUUUGUGCUUGUGGCAUGUCAGCAAAACACGUUGAUGGACAGCAAGGAGUUCUACAAGCCCAUCGUGACGCCGUACGAGCUGCAGCUUGCGUUGUCAUCCACCGAAGAGUGGGAUGGCCAUUACAAGACGGACUUUCGCGAGGUAAUACCAGCACUCGAGCACGCGGUGCGGAGCGUGGAACAGCUUUCUGGCCGAGACGAAGACGAGAACGCCGACAAACCUUUUUUCUCACUGGUUUCUGGGACAUACAAAACGUUAUCACGGACAACGGCAGCUGGCCGUGCGACUACUGCUCACGCCCUCACAGCAUCUGCUGAAGAGCCCGACGCAUCAAGUGCGCUGCAGGUCAAGAACGAACGCAAGGAGCUUACGAUGUAUCACAGUGAGGCUGGUGACUAUUUGGCUACACGUGAAUACCAAGGUUUGGACCCACGCAUUGGUAAGACGCUUGCACACGCUGCUACUGAAGGCAGCACAGGCAUCGCGCGGGGAUACACGCAUGAAAUGGAAUAG